CUAGCGAACAUCGCAAAAACGUUUAGCGUGAUCGUGUUUUGUACGGUGUUUGUUAUUGCCAAUUAUUGGAGAAAAACUGUUUGAAAACUAGUGAAAAUCACGUAAAACCAGAUUUGAGUGGUUGCUACUUCCGCUUGUGAAGAUGGCUCUUCCGCCAUACAUGAUUCCCCCCAACCAAUGGGCUGCUCACAUGAUGGCCCAGCAGCAGGCCUUCGCUGUUCAGCAUGCCCAAGCUCAGCAACACCAGGCAGCAGCCGCUCAAAUGCAUGCCCAACAGCUAGCUGCCACACAGAUGCAGAUUCCUCCCCCUAUGGGGCACAUUCCUCCGCCAGGUCCCCCGAAGCCGGAUAUCAUCCUGUCGGAAGAAAAGCUGAUAGAGAAGGCCCAAAAAUGGCAGCAGCUGCAGACGAAACGCUUCGCCGAGAAGCGUAAGUUUGGAUUCGUGGAUGCACAGAAAGAGGACAUGCCACCGGAACACAUUCGAAAGAUUAUUAGGGAUCACGGAGAUAUGACUAGUAGAAAGUAUCGGCAUGACAAGCGUGUCUACUUAGGUGCGUUAAAAUAUAUGCCACACGCAGUUAUGAAACUGUUAGAAAAUAUGCCUAUGCCGUGGGAACAGAUUCGUGACGUUCCGGUUCUUUAUCACAUCACGGGAGCGAUUACGUUUGUCAACGAAAUACCGUGGGUUAUCGAGCCGGUUUACAUAGCACAGUGGGGAACAAUGUGGAUCAUGAUGCGUCGUGAGAAACGUGAUCGGCGACACUUUAAGCGUAUGAGAUUUCCACCUUUCGACGAUGAAGAACCUCCGCUCGAUUACGCUGAUAACGUACUAGAUGUUGAACCACUGGAGGCGAUUCAGAUCGAGCUGGACACGGAAGAAGACGGUAGUGUACAUGAGUGGUUCUACGAGCAUCGUCCACUGAUCGGAACGCCAUACGUAAAUGGUUCCACUUACAGAAAGUGGAACUUGACGCUACCGCAAAUGGCGACUCUCUAUCGGCUUGCGAAUCAAUUGCUGACCGAUCUGGUCGAUGGUAAUUUCUUCUAUUUGUUUGAUCCGAAGAGUUUCUUCACCGCUAAGGCACUGAACAUGGCCAUCCCGGGAGGCCCAAAGUUUGAGCCUCUAAUCAAGGAUCACAAUGUCGGAGAUGAAGAUUGGAACGAGUUCAACGACAUUAAUAAGAUUAUCAUACGACAACCUAUUAGAACCGAGUACCGAAUUGCUUUUCCAUACCUUUACAACAAUAUGCCCCAUUUCGUGCAUCUCUCCUGGUAUCACACUCCAAAUGUAGUUUUUAUAAAAACGGAAGAUCCGGAUCUGCCAGCUUUUUACUUCGACCCAUUGAUUAAUCCGAUCGCCCAUCGACAUGCUGUGAAAUCAGUGGAGCCUCUUCCAGAUGACGACGAGGAGUUUACUCUACCGGAAGAGGUGCAACCAUUUUUGCAGGAUACACCACUUUACACCGACAACACGGCAAACGGAAUAUCACUGCUCUGGGCGCCACGUCCGUUCAAUAUGCGUUCUGGACGGUGCCGUCGAGCUAUCGAUAUCCCUCUGGUGAAGGGUUGGUACAAGGAACACUGUCCGCCAGGACAUCCGGUCAAAGUCCGCGUCAGUUAUCAGAAAUUGUUGAAAUAUUACGUUUUGAACGCAUUAAAGCAUCGGAAACCAAAACCCCAGAAGAAACGAUAUCUCUUCCGAUCGUUUAAGGCGACCAAAUUCUUCCAAACCACAACGCUUGAUUGGGUUGAAGCGGGUUUGCAAGUUUGUCGUCAAGGUUACAACAUGCUUAAUUUGUUGAUCCAUCGUAAAAAUCUGAACUAUCUUCAUUUGGAUUACAACUUCAAUCUGAAACCGGUUAAAACGUUGACUACUAAGGAGCGUAAAAAGUCCCGAUUCGGCAAUGCUUUCCAUUUGUGUCGAGAAAUACUACGCUUGACAAAGCUGAUAAUCGAUUCCCAUGUCCAGUACCGUUUGAACAACGUUGACGCCUUCCAGCUGGCCGAUGGGUUGCAGUACAUAUUCGCUCAUGUCGGACAACUGACCGGCAUGUAUCGGUACAAGUACAAAUUGAUGAGACAAAUCCGCAUGUGCAAGGAUCUGAAGCACUUGAUUUACUAUCGAUUCAAUACGGGCCCUGUUGGCAAAGGACCUGGCUGCGGUUUCUGGGCUCCAGGAUGGCGUGUGUGGCUCUUCUUUAUGCGGGGAAUUACUCCGCUAUUGGAGCGUUGGUUGGGAAAUCUGCUCUCCCGUCAGUUCGAGGGUCGCCAUUCGAAGGGUGUUGCGAAAACCGUUACUAAACAGCGAGUCGAAUCGCACUUUGACUUGGAAUUGCGUGCAUCCGUUAUGCACGACAUUGUGGACAUGAUGCCGGAGGGAAUCAAGCAAAAUAAAGCACGAACCAUUCUGCAGCAUCUGUCGGAAGCAUGGCGCUGCUGGAAGGCGAACAUCCCAUGGAAAGUUCCCGGACUUCCAAUUCCGAUAGAGAAUAUGAUUUUACGAUAUGUGAAGAUGAAGGCUGAUUGGUGGACUAAUACGGCCCAUUAUAACCGUGAACGUAUCCGACGUGGUGCCACAGUGGACAAAACUGUUUGUAAGAAGAACUUGGGUCGUCUAACCCGAUUGUACUUGAAGGCCGAGCAGGAACGACAACACAACUACCUGAAAGAUGGUCCUUACAUUUCGCCCGAGGAAGCAGUCGCAAUAUACACUACCACGGUUCACUGGCUGGAGUCACGCCGCUUUGCACCGAUUCCCUUCCCUCCGUUGUCAUACAAGCACGACACUAAGCUGUUGAUUUUGGCGCUGGAACGUUUGAAGGAAGCCUACAGCGUUAAAUCACGACUCAAUCAAAGCCAGCGUGAGGAAUUAGGUCUCAUCGAGCAGGCCUAUGAUAAUCCGCAUGAAGCCUUAUCGAGAAUUAAGCGUCAUCUUCUCACCCAGAGAGCGUUUAAAGAGACUGGUAUUGAGUUUAUGGAUUUGUACAGUCAUCUGAUUCCAGUUUAUGACGUAGAACCGUUGGAAAAGAUCACCGACGCCUAUCUUGACCAGUAUCUUUGGUAUGAGGCUGAUAAGCGUCGUCUAUUCCCACCGUGGAUCAAACCAAGUGACACGGAACCGCCACCGCUUUUGGUUUAUAAGUGGUGUCAAGGCAUCAACAACCUGCAGGACGUGUGGGACGUCUCCGAAGGCGAGUGCAACGUGCUGCUCGAAUCACGCUACGAAAAGUUGUACGAGAAAAUUGAUUUAACUCUGCUCAAUCGUCUGCUUCGUUUAAUCGUCGAUCACAACAUUGCCGAUUACAUGACGGCUAAGAACAACGUGGUAAUCAACUACAAGGACAUGAACCAUACCAACAGUUACGGAAUCAUCCGUGGUCUGCAGUUUGCUUCGUUUAUCGUACAGUACUAUGGUCUUGUGCUGGAUCUGUUAGUACUGGGUUUACAGCGAGCCAGUGAGAUGGCUGGCCCACCGCAGAUGCCAAACGAUUUCCUUACCUUCCAGGAUGUGGCCACCGAAACGUGUCAUCCUAUUCGGUUGUACUGUCGGUACGUGGACCGCAUUCAUAUCUUUUUCCGCUUCACGGCAGAAGAAGCGCGGGAUUUGAUUCAGCGCUAUUUGACCGAACAUCCGGAUCCAAACAAUGAAAACAUUGUUGGUUAUAAUAAUAAGAAAUGCUGGCCUCGAGAUGCCCGAAUGCGUUUGAUGAAGCACGACGUAAAUUUGGGACGAGCGGUUUUCUGGGAUAUCAAAAAUCGUUUGCCACGCUCGGUAACCACAGUACAGUGGGACAACACCUUCGUUUCGGUUUAUUCGAAAGACAAUCCGAAUUUACUGUUUAACAUGUGUGGAUUUGAAUGCAGGAUUUUGCCUAAGUGUCGCACUCAAAACGAAGAGUUCACACAUAGAGAUGGCGUAUGGAACUUACAAAACGAAGUAACCAAGGAACGUACGGCACAAUGUUUCCUUCGCGUGGAUGAUGAAUCACUAUCCCGAUUCCACAAUCGAGUGCGACAGAUUUUGAUGGCGUCCGGCUCUACAACGUUCACCAAGAUUGUAAACAAAUGGAACACGGCGUUGAUUGGAUUGAUGACAUACUUCCGGGAGGCAGUGGUCAAUACCCAGGAACUGUUGGAUCUGUUGGUAAAAUGCGAGAAUAAAAUUCAAACUCGUAUCAAGAUCGGAUUGAACUCGAAAAUGCCUUCCCGAUUUCCGCCGGUAGUUUUCUACACCCCGAAAGAGUUGGGUGGUUUAGGAAUGUUGAGCAUGGGACACGUUCUGAUUCCGCAAUCGGAUUUGCGUUGGUCCAAGCAGACUGAUACCGGAAUUACUCAUUUCCGAUCGGGUAUGUCACAUGACGAGGAUCAGCUGAUUCCGAAUUUGUAUCGCUAUAUUCAACCUUGGGAGAGCGAGUUUAUAGACUCUCAGCGUGUGUGGGCCGAGUAUGCACUUAAAAGACAGGAAGCAAACGCUCAAAACAGACGUUUGACUUUGGAAGAUUUGGAGGAUAGUUGGGAUAGAGGUAUCCCUCGAAUCAAUACUCUGUUCCAGAAGGAUCGUCACACGCUAGCAUAUGACAAAGGCUGGAGAAUCAGGACUGAGUUCAAGCAGUAUCAGGUUUUGAAGCAGAAUCCUUUCUGGUGGACACAUCAGCGACAUGACGGUAAACUAUGGAAUUUGAAUAACUACCGUACGGACAUGAUACAGGCUCUCGGUGGUGUGGAAGGUAUUCUAGAACACACACUAUUCAAGGGAACGUACUUCCCCACGUGGGAGGGUCUUUUCUGGGAAAAAGCGUCCGGUUUCGAGGAGUCGAUGAAGUACAAGAAACUGACCAACGCGCAGCGGUCUGGUUUGAACCAGAUUCCGAAUCGUCGAUUCACGCUCUGGUGGUCACCGACUAUCAAUCGAGCCAACGUCUACGUUGGUUUUCAGGUACAGCUGGAUUUGACUGGUAUUUUCAUGCACGGUAAAAUACCCACUCUAAAAAUUUCGCUCAUUCAAAUAUUCCGUGCUCACUUGUGGCAAAAGAUUCACGAGUCUAUCGUGAUGGAUCUUUGUCAGGUGUUUGAUCAGGAACUUGAUGCACUUGAAAUCGAAACCGUUCAAAAAGAAACGAUUCAUCCUAGGAAAUCAUACAAAAUGAAUUCGUCCUGUGCGGAUAUUCUUUUAUUCCCUGCGUAUAAGUGGAACGUAUCGCGGCCCUCGUUGCUGGCUGAUACGAAAGAUACGAUGGAUAAUACUACCACUCAAAAGUAUUGGUUAGACGUCCAGCUGAGAUGGGGUGAUUACGAUUCCCACGAUGUCGAGCGAUAUGCGAGAGCCAAGUUCUUAGAUUACACUACAGAUAACAUGUCCAUUUACCCGUCGCCUACUGGAGUCCUGAUUGCGAUCGAUUUGGCAUAUAAUCUUCACAGCGCCUACGGAAAUUGGUUCCCGGGUUGUAAACCGUUAAUUCAACAAGCAAUGGCUAAGAUAAUGAAGGCAAAUCCUGCCCUGUAUGUACUUCGUGAACGUAUUCGUAAGGCCCUUCAACUGUAUAGCUCCGAACCCACAGAACCCUACCUUUCAUCGCAGAACUACGGAGAACUGUUCUCUAACCAGAUCAUCUGGUUUGUGGACGACACAAAUGUGUAUCGCGUCACAAUCCACAAGACAUUCGAAGGAAAUCUUACCACAAAACCGAUAAACGGAGCAAUUUUCAUUUUCAAUCCUCGAACCGGUCAGUUGUUCUUGAAAAUUAUUCACACCUCAGUAUGGGCUGGCCAGAAACGUCUUGGUCAAUUGGCUAAGUGGAAAACUGCAGAGGAAGUAGCAGCUCUUAUUCGAUCGCUACCCGUAGAAGAACAACCCAAGCAAAUCAUUGUCACACGAAAGGGUAUGUUGGAUCCCCUUGAGGUGCAUUUGCUUGAUUUCCCCAACAUUGUCAUCAAGGGUUCGGAAUUGCAGUUACCCUUCCAAGCAUGCUUAAAAGUAGAAAAGUUUGGAGACUUGAUUUUAAAGGCAACCGAACCGCAAAUGGUGCUGUUUAACUUGUACGACGACUGGUUGAAGACUAUUUCAUCCUACACGGCGUUCUCUCGAUUGAUUCUUAUUCUGCGAGCCUUGCACGUUAACACAGAGCGUACGAAGGUGAUCCUGAAACCGGACAAAACAACCAUCACCGAGGCGCACCACAUUUGGCCAACGCUGAGCGAUGAAGAAUGGAUAAAGGUUGAAGUUCAACUGAAAGAUUUGAUUCUUGCCGAUUACGGUAAAAAGAACAACGUGAACGUCGCUUCGCUGACUCAGUCCGAAAUUCGUGACAUCAUAUUAGGUAUGGAAAUUUCCGCUCCAUCGGCUCAGCGCCAACAGAUUGCCGAAAUCGAAAAGCAAACCAAGGAACAGUCGCAAUUGACAGCUACCACCACUCGAACCACGAACAAACAUGGCGAUGAAAUUAUAACUUCAACAACCAGUAACUACGAAACGACCACGUUUAGUUCUAAAACAGAGUGGCGUGUGCGAGCUAUUUCGGCCACUAAUCUGCACCUUCGUACCAAUCAUAUUUACGUAAGCUCCGAUGACAUCAAGGAAACCGGUUACACGUACAUUCUACCCAAGAAUAUUCUCAAAAAAUUCGUCACUAUUUCCGAUCUAAGAGCACAAAUUGCAGGCUACCUGUACGGCGUGAGUCCACCCGACAAUCCGCAGGUCAAGGAAAUCCGUUGCAUCGUUAUGCCACCGCAAUGGGGUACCCAUCAGCAAAUCAACUUGCCGAAUUCACUUCCCUCUCAUCAGUAUCUAAAGGAUAUGGAGCCUCUGGGGUGGAUUCACACCCAACCAAAUGAAUUACCCCAACUGUCACCGCAGGACAUAACAACACACGCGAAAAUAAUGUCCGAGAAUCCAACGUGGGAUGGAGAGAAAACUAUCAUCAUUACGUGCUCGUUCACCCCCGGGUCGUGCUCACUGACGGCGUACAAACUGACUCCGUCCGGGUACGAGUGGGGCCACAAAAACACGGACAAGGGCAACAACCCGAAGGGGUAUCUUCCUUCGCACUACGAACGCGUUCAGAUGCUGCUGUCGAAUAAGUUCCUGGGUUUCUUCAUGGUCCCCGGUCAGGGCAGCUGGAACUAUAACUUUAUGGGCGUGCGGCACGAUCCGAACAUGAAGUACGAGCUGCAGCUGGCGAAUCCGAAAGAGUUCUACCACGAGGUACAUCGGCCGUCACAUUUCCUGCUGUUUUCCAGUUUGGAAGAAGGCGGCGACGGGAACGGAGCGGAUAGGGAAGAUUUGUAUGCGUAAAUGCCGGCGAGAAACCUUAUAGUAAGGUGGUGAUUCUGGGACUGCAUUUGUAAAUAUGCCCUUGCUAUAAUUGACUAAAAUAAUACUAUUUAGAAUAAAGUAACUACCUUGUUUCA
This is a messenger RNA of Wyeomyia smithii (pitcher-plant mosquito), 7407 nucleotides long. RefSeq names its product pre-mRNA-processing-splicing factor 8 (gene Prp8). Gene Ontology annotation, cellular component: U5 snRNP; catalytic step 2 spliceosome. The coding region runs from base 143 to 7291 and encodes 2382 amino acids. The record is from RefSeq and is a predicted model, not a curated record. Gene Ontology annotation, biological process: spliceosomal tri-snRNP complex assembly; mRNA splicing, via spliceosome. The transcript is spliced from 8 exons. NCBI's taxonomy places the organism in Eukaryota, Metazoa, Arthropoda, Insecta, Diptera, Culicidae. Gene Ontology annotation, molecular function: protein binding; metallopeptidase activity; pre-mRNA intronic binding.